Molecule: messenger RNA, 369 nt
Organism: Nematocida minor
Lineage: Eukaryota; Fungi; Microsporidia
Product: DNA-directed RNA polymerase II subunit RPB9
Exons: 1
Coding region: 1-369 (122 amino acids)
Biological process (GO): transcription initiation at RNA polymerase II promoter; transcription-coupled nucleotide-excision repair; maintenance of transcriptional fidelity during transcription elongation by RNA polymerase II
Cellular component (GO): RNA polymerase II, core complex
Molecular function (GO): DNA-directed RNA polymerase activity
Source: RefSeq, a predicted model, not a curated record
AUGGUUGCUGAAACAAAACAAUUCUGCAGAGAGUGCAACAAUAUGCUCUACCCAAAGGAGGACAAACUUGAAAAAAUGUUAUAUCUGGCCUGCAGGAACUGCGAGCACUUUGAGGAAGCCAUCACUCCCACGGUCUACACAGCUGAGUACAAAAAGAGCACAGGAAAAGUGGCGAUGGAGAUGGCUGCCAAAGAGAUCGCAUCAGAUCCCACGCUAAAAAGAAUAUCAAAAGAGUGCAGCAGAUGCAACCACGGGGUCCACGCAGUGUUUCAGCCUAAGGAUAACAGAGAAGACGAGCCUCUCUCUGUGAACUAUGCGUGCUGCAGAUGUUUUAAAAUAUCAAAUAGCUUAGAUGGUGUGUUUAGUUAG